CUUUGGCCGGGCGCCUGGCGGGACAUCUGACGAUGACCACUUCGCAAUGAACCCAACCGGAACAACGACAACCACAACAGCUACCACCGUCAUCGCUCCGACUGAAGAUGUUCCGAUAUACUCGAGGGAACGCCUUGCCGGUCUCCACUCACACCUCGAUCUGGUUAAUGCUCUAACUCAUCUGGAAUCGAUCGAAUGCCAAGUUGACCAAUCACUUUCCAAGCUACUAUCUUCAUCAGAUAGGAUCGACUCUGCCCUCAAUACGAUUGGUGAAAUCGAACCGAUCGUCAGGGACCUUUCAGAAGAUGCUUCAGCUCUACACGAAGUCGUAAUCGAACGAGCUGAGGUCGCUGAGAGAAUAUCAAGCAAGGUUCGUGUGCUGGAUUUGGAACAAAGCCGAGUCAAAGAUUGUAUCGACCGCGUUCAAUCGGCCGCAGAGCUCAAGGAUGCAUUCCAUCAACUUUUUCAAGCCAUCGAAUAUGCUGAUUGGGAGGCCGCAACUCGGCAUGUCCAACGGGCUAAUGCAAUCGAUCGGGGCUUCCUCACCAGUCAUUUCGUGGAAGCCGUUGUGCCGACAGCUAAUAUCCCUGAACCGCCGGCCAUCGCAUUAGAAAACUUGAUCAUCCAGCUUACUGAAACCUUUCUCAAGUCUUUUAACGCGGCUGCUCAAGUGAAGGAUGAAGCUGCAACAACACGUUUCUUUAAACUAUUCCCACUCCUGGGACCAUCUGCAUCAGAAGCCGGCCUGGCGGCUUAUUCAGAUUUUGUUCGCACCCUGAUUUCUGUCCCAUCAUCGAUCACUAGGCCAACGGAUGGAGCCAAACCAGCAAGCAUCGUCAUCCAGCUUACCUCGAUUGUUGAACAGCUUGCUCUGAUCAUCGACCAACAUCAAGGUGUGGUUGAUAAAUAUUAUGGACCGCGGUCGAUGGUCACCGUAGCGUUGAAGUUGAACAAAGAACUAGAUCGCUUGAUGGGUCGAUUAAUAUCUGCAUGGGAAACCGAUCAACAGCUUAACCGCAAGCUUCUAAGCGUGCAGCGAUACUCCUUCGCGGCCCAAAACCAACUUCUUACCGCAAACAAUGUCUCCGGAUCUUCGAACCCUAUCAACUCCCCCGCUGCAUUGCACAGCUCCUUGCGCUCGCUUGCUGGCAACGUCCAGCGGACUUAUAACCUACCUCAGGGCUCUGCAUCCAGUCUUAAUUCAACUGCAGUGGCCUCACAUGACGAAGAUACGGAAGACCCUCGAGAGAUCGAUUUCCUGAUUGCUGAGUUGGCCGGGAUGAGUUCGCGAUGGCAAACAUACCGACGAUUUCUACACGUCAGGUUCGGUGAUGUUAACCUCAGUGAAGCGCAAGACAGACAAGAACGGUCGGAACAACCAGAAUCGCCUGUAUCACCCUCCACUAUUCCAAAAGAGCUGCAUGCCUCGCCGCCCGCGCAUGUCAGCAAACAAUUUGAGCAACUGGAGCAAACUGAGCUUAGCCGAAAGCUCAGUGAUUAUCUCGAACGGCUCUAUUUACCUCUCGAAUCGUGGUAUCUCAGAAUCAACAUUGAAAAGGCUCAUUCAGCUGAUGAGAUGGAUUUCAGUGCAUCGCCGUACCUUUCCUCUGCCCUGGACGAUACGUUCUACAUGACCAAAAAGGUGAUGCUGAGAUUGAUGAGCAUAGGAAGCGUAAAAUGCGUUCGGGCUGGUUUACUUAAGAUUGAAGAGAUCAUUCAAAGAGAUUUCGGGGAGGUUAUGAAGAGAAGAUUGGAAAGUGUGAGUUCUAAUCUAUCCGCUGGGACGAGUGUUGGAUUUGGGAUCAAAAUCAGCGAGGAGAAAGAAAAGAGAGAAAGAUCUGUUCGAAAUUCAUGUGUCGUAUAUUUGAAUAAUUUGAGUAUGGCUUCCGAAUACGUUGUUCGACUAAUCGACGAAGUCACCAACGGUCCAAUAAUUACCCAAAGCUUUUUCAUCCCAAUUGAAAUAAAUGAAGUCAAAUCCUGUAUGGGGGAGUUGCAAAGGCUUUCGAAAAAAUUGACUGGAAUUAAUAAGAGUGGUUUAGAGCAACUGUUUAAUCAAUUGAUUCGCUCCAAGAUUCGGUCAAUUCUAUCAGACUGUUAUAAGGACGUCACGUAUGUGUUAGACGAUCAAUCAUAUGCAGAAGCCGAGGUUCAAGAUCUUUUUCGGAAACGGUUUCAAAAGGCUUGGGAAUCGUUAAUGGAUCCUUAUCGGGACUCUAUGACUUCAGAAAACUUCAAAGAAUUAAUCGGGAUGACGGUGAAUGUGAUUGUAAGGACGUGGGAGAACAUGAUCAAGAACCAAAGAUUUAACGAACUAGGAUCAAUCAAAUUCGAUAAAGAUAUCCGAAGCAUCUCGUCGUUCUUAUCUAACCAAACCUCGUUUGGGAUCUCAUUAAUCAAUGAAUCGUUUAUCAGGUUGAAACAAAUCUCGUCUUUAUUGCUUAUUAAAAGUCUCGAGGAUCAUACUGAUGGUGAUCAUCAGAACGAGGAUGAUGAGCAGGUCUUGAAAGAUUUCCUCGUCGCUGAAGAUAUUAAUUGGCGAUUGAACAUCUCCGAAAUUAAAGCCGUUUUAGCUCAAAAAAUUUAGUCUACCCCUUUCCUUUCGUUUUUUUUUUUUUCCUUCCUUCAUUUUCAUUACUCUUGGUUUCAUCCUUUCCAUCUUCCAGCUUCUUUCCUUCUUUCUUGUGUGAAUCCACUUUGUUGUUCUUUUAAAUUCAGUUGAAUGAUAAUUCCAUAAUAGCAAUUGAAAAAUAGUGGGUUUUCCCUUUUCAUCUUCCCAGUCUGCAACAAAUGCAUAAUCCCGGAGUGUUUUCAGGGGAUAAA
Puccinia graminis f. sp. tritici CRL 75-36-700-3 is the source of this 2823-nucleotide messenger RNA. RefSeq lists its product as uncharacterized. NCBI's taxonomy places the organism in Eukaryota, Fungi, Basidiomycota, Pucciniomycetes, Pucciniales, Pucciniaceae. The record is from RefSeq and is a predicted model, not a curated record. Bases 47 to 2587 code for a protein of 846 amino acids. The transcript has 6 exons.